Molecule: messenger RNA, 1083 nt
Organism: Lithohypha guttulata
Lineage: Eukaryota; Fungi; Ascomycota; Eurotiomycetes; Chaetothyriales; Trichomeriaceae
Exons: 2
Coding region: 1-1083 (360 amino acids)
Molecular function (GO): oxidoreductase activity
Source: RefSeq, a predicted model, not a curated record
AUGCCCAAGUCAGUCAGCAUCUCGCAGAUAGAGGGCAAGCCCGGCAAGGUCUACUACCCUCUGUCACUUGAUGAGGUGCCAAAGCCUUCACCCAAGGAUGGCGAGGUACUAGUGCAGAUACAUGCUGCAGCUCUGAACCAUAGGGACCUCUUCAUUCGACAGCACCUCUACCCAGGCACAGCCUUCGGUGUUCCCCUUCUUGCCGAUGGCUGCGGUACGGUCGUCGAGGUUGGCAAAGGAGCCGAUUCGAGCUGGAAAGGCAAGAGAGUAGUCAUCAACCCAGGUGAAGGUUGGAGCGACUCGCUGGAAGGUCCUGAAGAGAAGGGUGGCUACAAAAUACUGGGUGGCACAAAGACGAUACCAAACGGCACACUACAAGAGUAUAUGGUUGUCAAACAGACAGAACUCGAAGAAGCUCCUGAGCAUCUGAGCAGUGUCGAGGCCGCCGCAGUGCCCUUGACAGGUCUAACUGCAUGGCGCGCCGUGAUGGUUAAAUGUGGUGCACACAAUAUCGGUCCAGGCAAGAACGUACUUGUGACGGGUAUUGGUGGAGGUGUAGCCCUUAUGGCGCUAGAAUUCGCUCGAGCUGCUGGAGCAAACGUUUUCGUAACAAGCGGUAGCGAAGAGAAGAUCAACAAGGCAAAGCAGCUUGGAGCAAAAGGUGGAGUCAACUACAAGGAAGAAGGCUGGGACAAGAAGUUGCUCGGUAUGCUGACUACUGAGAAGAAAGAGUUCGAUGCUAUCGUUGACGGCGCUGGUGCGGACAUUGUCGAAAAGAGUGCCAGGCUAUUGAAGGCUGGAGGUGUUAUUGCGAUCUACGGCAUGACUACGGGCCCGAAAGCCCCCUUCUUGAUGCAGGCGGUAUUAAAGAACAUCGAAGUGAAAGGUUCGACUAUGGGCUCUCGCAAAGAGUUUACCGAUAUGAUAGACUUCAUUAAGAAGACGAAAGCUAAGCCAGCUGUUUCAAACGUCGCCCAGGGACUGGAUCUUGAAAAGAUCAAUGGCUUAUUUGAGGAAAUGAAGAAGGGUUCGCAGUUUGGCAAGCUAGUUGUUGAAGUAUCUAGCAGCAAAAGUAAGUUGUAA